This is a messenger RNA of Danio rerio (zebrafish), 1466 nucleotides long. It is a transcript of the gene pgap3, whose product is annotated as post-GPI attachment to proteins phospholipase 3. Gene Ontology annotation, biological process: GPI anchor biosynthetic process; GPI anchor metabolic process. Gene Ontology annotation, cellular component: endomembrane system; Golgi membrane. Lineage: Eukaryota; Metazoa; Chordata; Actinopteri; Cypriniformes; Danionidae. The record is from RefSeq and is marked validated.
AUAAAGGCAGCAGUCAGAGCGGCGGCGAGUAGCUACUGUCAUGCUCGGUCUACAGGACUCUCGUUAGACUCACUGUAAUGGCCUGAUGUUUCUCGCGGCCGCGGCGUUCCUCUUGUCCGCUCUGGCCAGCGCCUCUCAGGGGGACAAAGAGCCGGUCUACCGGGACUGCGUCAAACACUGCGUCCGGACAAACUGCACAGGGGCCCGGCUGCGCGGUUUCCAGUCCACUCAGCCUCCAUACAUGGCACUCACAGGCUGGACGUGUCGUGAUGACUGCAGAUAUCAGUGCAUGUGGACCACUGUGGGUCUUUACCAGGCUGAAGGCUACAGCAUACCACAGUUUCACGGGAAGUGGCCGUUUGCCCGUUUCCUAUGUUUUGAAGAACCUGCAUCGGCACUGGCAUCUCUGCUAAAUGGUUUAGCAUGUCUGCUAAUGCUGCUGAGGUACCGCAGCGCAGUCCCUCGCCAGAGCCCCAUGUACCACACCAUCACCGCCUUCUCACUGGUUUCCCUGAAUGCAUGGUUCUGGUCUACUGUAUUCCACACAAGAGACACCUAUCUAACAGAGAAGAUGGACUACUUCUGUGCGUCAGCUGUCAUUCUCUACUCCAUCUACUUGUGCUGUGUCAGGACGUUGGGCUUGCGCAGACCGGCAAUUUCCAGCAUGGUGGGAGUUCUGCUCAUUCUGGCCUUCACAUCUCAUGUGUCUUAUCUGACCUUUGUCAGUUUUGACUAUGGGUACAACAUGGCUGCCAACGCCUCUAUAGGCAUAAUAAACCUGCUGUGGUGGCUGUGCUGGUGUUGGCUGAACCGGAGGAUCUUGCCGUACUGGUGGAAGUGUGGGAUGGUGGUGCUCUUACUGCAUGGUCUUGCUCUGCUGGAGCUGCUGGAUUUCCCUCCACUCUUCUGGGUUCUAGAUGCUCAUGCUGUCUGGCAUCUCAGCACUGUGCCCGUCCACUUCCUCUUCUACAGUUUUCUGAUAGACGACAGCCUUCACCUCCUGAACACAGAGAAGCCUGGAGUGAAACUGGACUAGGAGGAAUCAGUCUCAGAACCACAACCCCUCCUAUGAAAUCCUUCCCAUCAGGGCAAGUGCAAGCCGGACUGAGCCAGGCCUCAUGGCAGUGGUUUUUCCGGCACAUGUCCUGGGGUUCCAAUUUCACCAUUUUCUUGUGUUUACAUUUAGUUUUUACCAUAUUUUAAAACCAUAUUUUAUCAUUUUAUUUUAUUUUUGCUUUGUACUGGUCGUCGUUUGGUCCGGUUUUAAAGAUGUGCCACUUUACAAUAGUCGAAACCUGAUUGAUAUUUGCAUUCACUGAGCUUUGCCUUCGAUUGAGAAGAAAAUUAGCCUUUCUUAACCACUUUAUCAACAUGGCACACUUUUAAAGAGGUGCACCGUCAUUGCUAACAAUUACCUUUGCAUAUCUCCAAUUCAUAUCCGUCUACAUUUGUGCUGUGUGACUUAA